AUCCUGCCUCAGUUGCUGAGAUUGUAGGCAUGAGCCACUGUGUCUGGCUUCGGUCUCGGUUUGUCUUAAAGACUGUGAGUACUUUGAGGAAAAGACGUUCAUUGAUCCAUCCAGUGUUGUUCAGCAUCGCUGUACCGAGCAAGCUCAGCCAGGCUUCCGGUGCUUCCCUGAAACCAGAGGGCUCUGCUGAUUUUAUCAUCCUCCACCCUGCUGAAGAUUGAGGAUUAUAUAGAGAGCAGGAGUGAAUGGGCUCCUAUCGAUCGAGUGGUGAUCUUUCGUGUGGAGGAAGUAGAUAACUAGUUCACGCCUUUGACCUGCUCUGAAGAGGGUGCCCCUAAACCGCCGUGGAUCUUUGUCAUCUAGUCUGUGACCCUUGGAAUGGGCACUUGAAAUAGGACUGGAGGGUUGAGGUGCUGUUGGUGAGUAGCAGUCGGUACCCAGACCAGUGGAUUGUCCCAGGAGGAGGGAUGGAGCCAGAGGAGGAGCCCGGCGGUGCUGCUGUGAGAGAAGUAUAUGAAGAGGCUGGAGUCAAAGGAAAAUUAGGCAGACUCCUGGGAAUAUUCGAGCAGAAUCAAGACCGGAAGCAUAGAACAUAUGUUUAUGUUCUGACAGUCACUGAAAUAUUGGAAGACUGGGAAGAUUCUGUGAAUAUAGGAAGGAAGAGAGAGUGGUUCAAAGUAGAAGAUGCAAUCAAGGUUCUGCAGUGUCAUAAGCCUGUCCAUGCAGAGUAUCUGGAAAAACUAAAGCUGGGGUGCUCGCCAACCAAUGGGAACUCCACCGUCUCUUCCCUCCCAGACAGCAACGCCUUGUUUGUGACUGCUGCUGCACAGCCCCCCGGGGUGCCGUCCAGUGUAAGAUAGAGCUGGGGACCCUUCCCCCACCGUGUCCUGUCGUGAUGUCACAGGGAGAGGCUUUUUUACUUUUCUUCUAACACAUAUGACUGCUGCUGGCAAACUCUGAAUCUGCCGGGCAGGGAUUUCAAAUAAUUUGCAUGUGUUUCAGAUGCUUUCAAGUCUUUUAAAGUAAACAACAAAGUAGCAUAAAAAUAUUUUAAGAUGCCAAA
Peromyscus eremicus (cactus mouse) is the source of this 1063-nucleotide messenger RNA. RefSeq names its product nudix hydrolase 4 (gene Nudt4). Gene Ontology annotation, biological process: diphosphoinositol polyphosphate metabolic process; adenosine 5'-(hexahydrogen pentaphosphate) catabolic process; diadenosine pentaphosphate catabolic process. Gene Ontology annotation, cellular component: nucleus; cytoplasm. Bases 468 to 860 code for a protein of 130 amino acids. The transcript has 6 exons. The record is from RefSeq and is a predicted model, not a curated record. NCBI's taxonomy places the organism in Eukaryota, Metazoa, Chordata, Mammalia, Rodentia, Cricetidae. Gene Ontology annotation, molecular function: diphosphoinositol-polyphosphate diphosphatase activity; bis(5'-adenosyl)-hexaphosphatase activity; bis(5'-adenosyl)-pentaphosphatase activity.